This is a messenger RNA of Pantherophis guttatus, 1718 nucleotides long. NCBI's taxonomy places the organism in Eukaryota, Metazoa, Chordata, Lepidosauria, Squamata, Colubridae. The record is from RefSeq and is a predicted model, not a curated record.
UUCUUCGUAUCCUUUUCAAACUGAGCUAAAGUGAAAUAUUUGAUUGGGGAAAGAAAUAAUGGGACUCCCAAUAACGGAGUGAUAAAAUAAUUAAGUAGCUUCAGAGAAUAUCAAAACUUUUUUCCAAGUCAAACAUUUUUCACUUUUUCCACCACUUUGGUAACACUUGCGAAAACGUCAUUUAUUCCAGCUUUAUCAUUUCCUAAGUCAAGUCUCCUUUAACAACAGUGCCGGAGACAAGGUGUCUUUUGACAAGAAGGGUGAAUUGCUAGAUGGAUUUGACAUCAUCAACUGGGUUACUUUCCCUAACAAAUCCUUCGUGAAAGUGAAAGUGGGACAAAUGGAUCCUCAAGCCCCAUCAGGCAGAAGGUUCUCCAUCAAUGAAAGAAAAAUCACAUGGCCAGCCCAUUUUAACCAGACUAUACCUCUUGCUCUGUGCAAUGAUCAUUGCCCACCAGGUUCCAGAAAGAAAAGGAAGGAAGGAAAGCCAUUUUGUUGCUAUGAUUGUAAUACUUGUCCAUCAAGAAAAUUUUCAAAUAAAAGAGAUAUGGAUGACUGCUUAGACUGUCCAGAAGAACAAUAUCCAAACAAGGAAAAAAAUACGUGCAUUCCCAAGGAUCUAAAUUUCUUGUCUUAUAAUGAAACUUUGGGCAUCACUUCGACAGUUCUGGGUCUAUCAUUUUCUGUGACCACAGUAGUGAUACUUGGAAUUUUCAUAAAACAUCAGAAUACUCCCAUUGUCAAAGCUAACAACCGGAAUCUCACUUAUCUUCUCCUUGUCUCCCUCUUCCUCUGCUUCCUCUGUUCCUUGCUGUUCAUUGGUCAGCCCCAAUUGUUGACCUGUCUUCUUCGUCAAAUUGCUUUUGGGAUCAUCUUCUCAGUUGCAGUUUCUUCAGUUUUGGCCAAAACCAUCACAGUGGUUUUAGCUUUUAUGGCUACUAAGCCAGGAUCAAAAAUGAGAAAAUGGGUGGGACAAAGAUUUUCAUACUCUCUGAUUCUCUGUUGUUCCUGCAUUCAAGCAAGUAUUUGCAUAUUGUGGCUGUGCACUGGCCCUCCUUUCCCAAAUUUGGACAUGCAUUCUCUUCCAGAAGAGAUUGUAGUUGAAUGCAAUGAAGGAACAGGGAACAUGUUCUAUUAUAUUUUAGGAUAUAUGGGAUUUCUUGCUCUCAUCAGCUACGUUGUGGCUUUCUUUGCUCGAAAACUGCCAGACUCUUUUAAUGAAGCCAAAUUUAUUGCUUUUAGCAUGCUGGUGUUUUGUAGUGUAUGGGUGACUUUUGUCCCAACUUAUUUGAGCACCAAAGGAAAAUACAUGGUAGCUGUGGAGAUCUUCUCCAUCUUGGCUUCCGGUAUAGGAAUAUUGGGAUCUAUCUUUUUUCCUAAAUGCUACAUAAUUAUACUGAGACCAGAACUCAACACAAAGGAGCACCUAAAAAUGAAGAAUUAACAAUUACCACUAUCGAUUGAUUUGAAUAAUUUAGCACUGGCUUUGAGAAGAAAGAGAGAUAAACUGUUGCUCACAUAUGAGAAGGAAGAGAGUAUAAGAAAAAGAGUAGCCCCAGCUUGACCUCACUGCUCUUAAAAUGAGGAAAGUAAAUGUUUUGGUGUAGCUAUCAAAUGUCUGUAAAUAUAACAAUAAAACAAUAAACCCUGCAGCAUCAGUUUUGUGGCCUGGCCUACUUGAAAACAUUGAUAUGUUAUUUGGAAGUAAGCAUAUUUGA